Molecule: messenger RNA, 3824 nt
Organism: Ctenopharyngodon idella (grass carp)
Lineage: Eukaryota; Metazoa; Chordata; Actinopteri; Cypriniformes; Xenocyprididae
Gene: mpp3a
Product: MAGUK p55 scaffold protein 3a
Exons: 19
Coding region: 113-1888 (591 amino acids)
Cellular component (GO): plasma membrane; cell-cell junction
Molecular function (GO): protein binding
Source: RefSeq, a predicted model, not a curated record
GAGGAAGAGUCACAGCGAAAGGAUCAGUAAGGCAAUCGUCUGGGAACGACAGAUCCAGAAACACAGAAAACAGAGGGGAAGACGGAGCCAGAGGUCAACCCCUUCCUGAUCGAUGAAAGAAGCCAUGCCAGUCCUCUCUGCAGGAGCAGGGUUGCAUGAGACGCUUGCCCUGCUGACCUCACAGCUGCGUCCAGAUGCCAAUCACAAAGAGGACAUGGUCUUCCUCAAGGAUGUCUUCAGUGAGAGGAGUCUCAGCUACCUGAUGAAGAUCCAUGAGAAGUUGCGUCAAUAUGAAAGGCAGAGCCCCACCCCAGUUCUCCACAGUGCCUCCACUCUGGCAGAGGACGUGGCAGAAGAGUUGCAAAGUGGACCGAUGAGUGUUGAGGAAAAAGAACUUCUACAUUUACUGACAUCACCUCAUCUCAAGGCGGUUUUGUCAGUUCAUGACACAGUGGCGCAGAAGAAUUUUGACCCUGUGCUGCCUCCUCUUCCCGACGACUUUGAGGAUGAACUAGAUGAGGACUCUGUCAAGAUCGUCCGCCUAGUUAAAAACAAAGAGCCACUGGGUGCCACUAUUCGGCGGGAUGAAUCCACGGGGGCCGUGAUUGUGGCUCGGAUCAUGAAGGGAGGGGCUGCAGACAGGAGUGGUCUGGUGCAUGUCGGUGAUGAACUGAGAGAAGUCAACGGCAGCUCUGUAAUGCACAAGAGACCAGAUGAGAUCAGUCAACUACUGUCUCAAUCACAAGGCUCUAUCACACUGAAGAUCAUCCCAGCAAUCAAAGAGGAGGACAAGCUGAAAGAGAGCAAGGUCUACAUGCGGGCACUGUUUGAUUACACUCCAUUGGAGGACAAAGCCACGCCGUGUCAGGAGGCAGGGCUUCCGUUUAAACGUGGAGACGUCCUGCAGGUGGUCAGUCAGGAUGAUCAGACGUGGUGGCAGGCCAAGAGAGUGGGAGAUUGCAGCCUACGUGCAGGACUCAUCCCAUCCAAACAGUUUCAGGAGAGGCGGUUAGCCUACAGAAUAAAAAUGGGCACUCUUCAAAACUCCAAGUCUCCCAAAAAAACUGUCUAUGACCAGGGAUGUGAUAAAGAAGACUGUGACUGUGAGGGCUAUUUCAAUGGACAGUACAUAGCCGGUUUAAGGAGAAGUUUCCGUCUAAGUCGGAAGGACCGUCGUGGUUCUUCAGGAGAGGCCAAUGUUACUGACCAGAAUGACACAGAGUUCCUGACCUAUGAAGAAGUGACACGUUACCAGCAGAGGCCCAAUGAGAGACCCCGAUUAGUAGUUCUCAUUGGUUCUCUGGGAGCACGCAUCAAUGAGCUGAAGCAAAAGGUCAUUGCAGAAAAUCCCCAUCGCUACGCCGUGGCUGUGCCUCACACCACACGGCCCAAAAAGAGCCACGAGAAGGAGGGAGUGGAGUACCACUUUGUGACUAAGCAGGCCUUUGAUACAGAUGCACAGAAUAACAAAUUUAUAGAGUAUGGAGAGUAUAAGGAGAAUCUGUAUGGGACCAGUAUAGAGGCCAUCCGCUCUGUUCAAGCCAAGAACAAGAUGUGUCUGGUAGACGUACAGCCUGAGGCUCUGAAGGCCCUGCGGACAGCCGAAUUCAAGCCUUAUGUCAUAUUUGUAAAACCACGAAUCCCAGAGAGUCGUAGACGCCGCAGUGCCGGCACCUCGCCGGGAGGAGGUGAACAUGGCCGAAUCACAGAGGAGGAACUGCAGGAAAUGCGUCUGUCUGCGCAGCAGAUAGAUCAACAAUAUGGUCAUCUAGUAGAUCGGGUCCUGAUUAAGGAGGACACUGCCAGUGCCUGCACAGAACUACGUAGCAUCCUGGAGAGACUGGAGCGGGAGACCUUCUGGGUUCCUAUGAGCUGGGUCAAGGCCUAGGACCCCCCGUUAGCUUCAUUCCAGACUGUUGACCAACACUUCCACUGAAGGCUUCUUUUCUACCAUACGGUGCAGUCGGACUGCACACGUUCUCCUUGGCCUGGCUUCUUUCAGCCAUCCACCAUCCAUAAGGGAAUGUAGAGGUCUGCACAAGAUGGAUUUUUCAAUCCCACUCCUGCCCAAUCCUGCCCAAAAUGUGUUAUAUUUUAUCCCGCUCCCGCCCAAAACGUUCACUUUUUUUUUCCCCGUUUCCGCAAACAAAAGCCCAUAGGAAGAGGUCUACAUGGAUUUUCAGUCCCUGUAUGGCUAGAUUGAAUUCUGUCUUGUUCUGGCUAUUUUUUUUUUUUUACAAUUUCCACACACAACGCUUCAGAUCUCCAGUGACAGACUUGUGCGUGCAGUUAUUAAGAGAGAAUUAUAUUUUGCGGGAGCCAAGGAGUCAUUUCUUUCUCCCGCUUUCUGCGCACAUAUCAGCAUAUCCUGAUUUUGCAGAGUUAGAUGCGUUAUUGGGUCAAAAUAUUUUGUUGAUCCUAGAACAACAUUCCUGUCUGAAUAUUUAGUCCUAUGUUUAGUCCCAUAAGUUAUCCCUAAAAUCAGAGGGAAAUGAUAGGUGAAUAACACUGAUGUAGAAACACCUAACCCUGGUUGUAAGCCUAAACUUCACAUAAACUAAACUUGUCCCUCAAAUCUGAUUGGUUGAUUGGAAUGUUGUUCCAGGAUUAACAAAGAUGUUGAUCCAGGAACAUGUUGUACUUGGUGAAAUCAGGUUCUGCCACAUAUCAGUAUCUUCCCUCCCGCAUACACUCAGCAAUUCAAAACUUGUCCCGCGCCGCACUCUGUUGCACCGGGUCCCGCAGACCUCUAGGUAAGGCAUUAAGAGACUAAAAAGAGGGAAACAGGCCAUUGAGGGUGUCUGUCUUAAUACAGAUUUUGUUUUCAGGCUGGGACAUGCAGGCACAUAAGCACUUAUAUUGGCAUGAAUGAUAUUUUAAUUUAUUUUUUAAUUACUUUAGUUAUUUAUUAUUUGCCUUGUUGUGUCAUAACAUUUGUUUAUUUGAUACUUGAUGGCUUCCUUUUAGGUUAUUUCAAGAGUUUCAGUAGACUGUAAAGCAAUACUUCAGUUAUAACCAGAUUAUAUUUUCAGAAAGGCGUUGAUAUUUAGUAUUGAAUGUGGAAUAUGGUUACCAUAGAACUCCACAUCUGGCCAUAGCAAGUGGGAAAUUUGCAGAUUGAACUGUACAUUUUUCUACAACGCACAGUAAGCCUUUCCCACGCACUCCCAUGCAGAGACUCAUUUAGCAACCGUAACUACUUCAGUUGAAAAUCAUUUGAAGUUUUAAUUUCAUAAAGUGUUGCCUAUCAGACUUUGUUGUCUAAUUUAAUCACAGAAAUCAGGUUCUUUUUGAAGAGCACGAUUGAUCAAUGUUUCACAGGAAAAUAUUAAACUCCUGCUGUGCCAACAACUGUCUCAGUGCACCAAGCUUUUCUUCUCAGAGAUUUUCUUCAUUCGGAGGGUUACGAAAUACCACGCCAAAGCACUUACGCUACACAUUAUCUAUGUAAAUAUGUAACUAAGCUUCCUGGAGUUGAGGUUUGUUAGAUGUAGAUGAACUGAGACGGUGUUGAGUUGAGACAGUAACACAAAGGCCCCUUAUUUUAAACUAGACUUGUUGUAAAGGUUUAAGCGACAGUUCAGCGUGAUACGUUACAACUACAUUAUGAGCUCAUGCAUCUUUUGCCAUUUAACUGUCACAUUCACAAUUUCUCUAGGACUUUCUACCAUUUCCCAACAUAUCAUACAAAUCCUCUUGAUCCUACCUCACCCUGUUUUUCAACUGAAAUCUGUCGCUUUUGUUGUAAGCUGCCAUUCUUUGGUGUAAAUUCUUAAUUGUAUGUCAUGUACUGGUUGCAAGUAAAAAUCAAAACCUGUCAAGAA